AUGGUACAAGACUUGCUAAUGCUAAAGAAGAAUAUGCAAGAGUCAUAUAGUUAAGAUGAAUUGAAUGAUAAAUAUGGAGCUAAUCUACUUAGGAGUUUGAAUAAAAGACUAAUGAACCUUGUGAAUUCAAGGACUACUUAACCUGCUAAGAUAGCUAAUGGUCACCAUUCAAGUCAUAGUAUCUCAAGUGAUAUUUAGAGAUUUGAGAGAUUCUUUGAGUUUCUAUUGAAUCUAGAAAAAAAUAGUCUAAUUACUAAAAUUGACAUUUUCAACUACUUCGCAGAACUUUUCGAUAGUACUUCAGAGGACACCUUAGGUCCUUUAUUUUCUAUGAUGGAAGAGAAAAUGUUCAAUGGAAAUCUGCUUAAUAUUUAAUCAGAAGAUGUGAAGAAGGAUUAGUAAACUACAGCUUCGAUUCUAAAUAUUAUCUCAAGAGUCUGUAAAAGUAUUAUGAGAAAGCUCAGUGUUACCCAUGAUACUGGAUUUAGAGGGAAAGUCUAAAAGCUUAUCGCAUCAGUCUUCCCGCUCACUCAUCCAUCUGGGUUGAAUAAACUAGGAAACUUCAAUACAAAAAACUCAACAAAUUUUGAAACCUUAGAGGAGAUAAAGCAAGGAUUGGAACACAAAUCAGGAAUAUCGGUUCAUGGUCAAAUAUCAGACUAUAACCUAUACAAGAACUUUUGGAACUUGUAGAAAUACCUAACCAAUCCAUUCAAUAUAUUUACAAGCAACCAACUAGACUUUGAAGAUAUAGAUUAGUCUUAAGGUGAUAUGGAAGUAAUAGAAUCUAAUAACAAUAAUGAAGCAAUGGAACUAAUAGAACAGAGUUCAUAUCAUAAGUAUGAUAAAUUUGAUCUAAAGUUUCAUAGUAUAAAUGGUGAUGAGGAAGAAGGCUAAGCGGAGGAAAUCAUUGACAAAGAAUUGGAAAGUAAAUCAGCAAUCACUGGAACAAGCAAAAUUAAUUAGAUUAGUUCAGAAUCAAACCUUACAUAGGUACUCUCAACUAUCAGAGAUUUUAUUUCAAAAUUCAUGAGUUAGCCAAUCUAGGUGGAUAAGGAUAAUGCUCAGAUCCUGUUGAAGUAUCCAAAAUAUCUAAGCAAACACUCACUCCUCAAUUUGCAAUUCUAAGAUUACUUAUUUAGAGAAAAUUUCCUUACCUAAGUAUUGAUAUUUACUCAAACCAUCGCGAAUCCAAUAAAUCUUCAAUAAAAGAAAUUCUUUAUCAUUACUGAAGAUGAGAAAAAGCUAGUACAAAAUAUUGAGCAAAGAGUAUCCUAGCUCUUAUAAGAUUCUAUUGAUUAGAAUCAUAAUAAUAAGUAAAUUAAGGGUUCCAGAAUACUAGGCAAGCGCAGAUCUAUGGCGCAAUGCGUAGAUAGUAUUAUUUAAAGAGAGAGUAACUGGGCUAAGUGGAAGGAAAACAAAUGCACAAACUUUGAAAAGUAACCAUCACAAAUCUUGAAGACUAAGAAAAGAGAUGCUAAAAGAGCAGAAAAGCUGAUUAGCUGUCCACCUCUUGUUCAACCUAGAGAUAAAGAAUUUAAUCAUCCAAGAGUAGGUUUGAAUCUUAGAAAGUAUCUCAGAUAUCCAAAAGAGUCCUUAGAUGAGUAAGGAAAUUCCGUUAACAUCAAAGCAGCUGACUAACCAAUGCUUAACGAUUUGCUCAAUCCUUAUGUGAUAGAUCUUGAUGUAGAAUAGGCAAUAGAGGAGACUUAUAAGAAUAAGCACAAUUAAGUGGUAUCAUGGAGAUUUCUUAGAUAGGUAUCAUUCGUUGACCUUGUUAAUUUCCAUGGCAGACCAGAAUUUCAUAGAUAGUAUCAUAAGUUCGAGGGUAAUGCUGAAGAACAGGCAUUCAUACUUUAUAGUAGAAACAAAAAGAAGCAAAUUACUCUACAAAGUGAACAAUAAAAUACAGAAACUAAUGAAACUAAUGGAAAUAAAGUUCAAAAUGGAGACUAACCAUAGGAUGAUGUUAUACAAGAAAAGGAUAAAGCUAAAGUGACUGGAUCCUAAUCUACACCCAUUACAGUUUCAAGUUCAAAUGGAACCCAUAAAUGA
Stylonychia lemnae is the source of this 2055-nucleotide messenger RNA. NCBI's taxonomy places the organism in Eukaryota, Ciliophora, Spirotrichea, Sporadotrichida, Oxytrichidae. The record is from the annotation of a GenBank genome assembly.